CUAAAAAAAUUCAAAUAGAUAGUCUUGAAAAAGACUAAUGUGUAUUAUUCUUCAGGUGGUCUUCAAAACGCUCUAAGCGCUUCCAAAACCGACAUUCUUUGAAGCUGUAAAUAAAUUGAAGAACAAUCCAGAAGUAACCGAAAACACGACCGAGCUAUUAAAUAGCUCAAUCCGCAUAGCUCAAUAACUACGGGCAUGCUUUUGACCAGAGCCGGAUUUAAGGGGGGGCCCAGGGGGGCCGGGCCCCGGGCCCCCACAUUUUUGGGGCCCCCACAAAACGAGAAAAAGUUCUUUUCUCGAUCAAAAAUGAGAUUCAAUCAAAAGUUCAAUUUACAGUAAGAAAAUUUGAACAGACCAUUUCAAUCUGAAACUUUCCUUCAGUGUUAUUUUUUCGCGAGCGCCAAUAUCACAACCACAUCCAUAAGAUUUCACCUUCGAUUCUCUCGGAAUGGCACACAUUAACACACCAUUUGAAUCGAACCAGCGCGCAUGGGAGAUCAAGCAGGAAAGAAGAUAAUCCACAAGUUUUUUUUUAAUACAUUGCUGUUGAUUCCGAAAAUAAGUUUACCUGUCCGAAUCAGGGAUACUAGAUUUGCGUUGCAAAAUGCAGAUUUUCAGAGUCCGUGUGCAGAUUUUAUUGACCUGCAGAAGUGUGUACCUAGUUUUUUCCUAGGUUCUUUAGAUUAUUGCCAGCGUAGCCUUAUAUUUGCGCAGUCUUUCUCAAAUUGUGUGCAAAUUUUUGCUUGCGGAUCGCAUUUUUUUCGAAUUGCGGUAGGUUUUUAUUUUUCAGAUAUCAAGAAAAAAAAUCCGGGUUUCGAGCAGUUGCAUACAUUUAUUUAUUUGAGCCUAAUGAUCUCGAACGCAACUGGAGAAAGGUCUUUAGAUGAAACUGAUGAAACUGAUUGAAAAUAGGUUGCGUACGACUAUGAAGAGUGAAAGGCUGUCAAACUUAGCAUUGUUAAGUUGAGAGUACAAUAUUCUGAAGGAGCUGAAUGUUGAUUAUUCAAUCAAUAAGUUCUCUGCAAAAAAAAACUCGUAAGAAAAAAUUCUAGCAAAUUUUUGGUAACUUUUCAAUGAGAAAUAAGUGUUUUUAACUCGUACGAUAAAAAAACGGGUUUGUUUUAUUCUGGGGCCCCCACUGUAAACUGGGCCCCGGGCCCCCACAAUCGUAAAUCCGGCUCUGCUUUUGACUUAGUAUAUUCGCCGUUGUACAUCGAAAUUAUCAAACUACAUCUAAUGUAUAAUAAAUUACCAAAACGGUGAGAUAAUAAAUAGCAGCUUGAAAAGAACAAUCAAGUUUAAAUCCAUUCUAACGUUGUCAUGAGCGUUACCUUACUUUUUUUCAUAACAAAAAUAAAAAGAACAAUACAGACAAGAUGGGCAGAGCAUCGCUAGUGCUGCUGUUGUUGGCCAUUUCCUGGAGCUGGCAUGUUUUAGGGCAACAAACAACGCUACGAUCAACGACCCGAGCUGGAGGAUCGGCUUUACGCAGCACUACCCGGGCAUCGCAGACUACCCGAACGACAGCAAAAUCUGGGCAGUUGGUGAACAUUCAGAGAACCAUCCCAAGAACCACGCAUGUUACAAGUAAGAAUGCGCCGCUGAAGCAAACUUCAACCACAAAGAAAAUGAAUCAACCAACCACAAAAGCAGGUCCAUUAACAACUAGAACUACCGCGCGGACAACGCAAGGUGCCACCAAGAAUGCCCAGCUGAAGCAGACAUCAACCACAAAGAGAACCACUACAAGGACUCCUACCAAGUCUACGACACUGGCUCGAUUUGUAAAAACUACUACCAAAUGGAUACCUAUGACUAUGGUACUCAAAAAUCAAACUAUUUGCACAAUCCUAACAUCGCAUGAUCUUUCAGCCCUACGGAAUGACAUUUAAUGAUUUUUUUUGUGUUCUACGAUGAA
Molecule: messenger RNA, 1918 nt
Organism: Wyeomyia smithii (pitcher-plant mosquito)
Lineage: Eukaryota; Metazoa; Arthropoda; Insecta; Diptera; Culicidae
Exons: 8
Coding region: 1377-1892 (171 amino acids)
Source: RefSeq, a predicted model, not a curated record